GGAGCCAGCCAACGCAGUGUUAUCAUUUGAAGAAAAGAGUUUGUCCCAUAUAAGCACGGUGAAAUUAACCAGGAUAAGAGGUUUUGGCUUAUCAGGUUAUAGAAGAUUAACUGAUAAAUCAGCCAAGACAACACCUAAGCAACCUUUACUCGUCGGAAAAACCAACCCACCCACGGAUGUGUCUGUACUUGGGAGUUGUGGAGCACCUACUGGAUGUGGUGGCCUACUGCAUGUGUCGUGUCCUGGAGCUCUCCUUGUUCACCUGCAUGAUGGUUUGCGGAUCCCUGAAGGCCAAACUGACCCAUGGACCCACCAACGAGCUGGAACAAUGACCAGGACACUAUGAGAGUUGCUAAAAAGGAUGCGCUCAAUGCAUAUGUGUGUGUGUAUGUUUUGUAUGUUAUUUGUGUGUGUGUGUGUUUUGUUUCAACUAAAAUUUAAUAAAGGAAACUUUUCUAGUGGCGAAUAAAUUACGACUUAUAUG
Molecule: messenger RNA, 484 nt
Organism: Drosophila eugracilis
Lineage: Eukaryota; Metazoa; Arthropoda; Insecta; Diptera; Drosophilidae
Exons: 1
Coding region: 177-332 (51 amino acids)
Source: RefSeq, a predicted model, not a curated record